UAAAUAUAAUAAAUAUGGAGCCAGCACAAAGAAGCAGAAUGUUUGGAUUCACCCCAUCUGGACAUUCAAGGAAUAGAAUUCUGUUCAAAGGGCCUUCCAGACCAGAAAGAUACUUCUUUUCAUUUGGGCCGAAUGAGCAAGAGAGAGAGAAAAUCAAUGAUUUGGAUCCCUCAAAAUUUGAUGAGAAAAUCAUGCGCCCAUUCAUUAAGAAAGCAUCUGAGUUUGAGCAUAACUUAUACAGACUUAAGAUGCUUGAUCAAAAGGUGGAAAGUAAUAAGAGGUCCCUAAAUCUUUGAAAAUAAUUAUAAAGAGAAUGCUUAUUCUGAGAAUUUAAGCCAAACAAAAAAUAAUUUGGAGUCUAUUUAUCAAGAACUCAACAGUAAUGCUUGCCUGGAUAUUGAGCAAGAGCUGAAAUCUUAUCUUCAAAGCUUUCACAACUUGAGAGAAAAAGCUAGUGACUUCCUCGAAGACUGCAAUGCAGAGUAUGAGAAACAUCAAGAUAUGGAAUCUCAAAAUUUGAACCCAGAAGAAGAAAAUAAUUUAAUGGCCUUGCAAGUUAAACACCCAGGAGAUCUGUUAUACUUCAAAAAUAAAACAAUGAGAAGCAUGAAUCAGGAGGGUAGUAAAAAUACCACUACUAAUCAACAGGUUGAAAAAGCUGUCAAGUGCCAAUCACCAAUCCAAAUCAUAUGUCCCAUUACUGAAGGAGCAAUUUUGAAGAGAGAGACGCAGAAGAUCAAUUCCCAAAUAAGGGAAUUCCUAGACUCAAAGCUCACAACUCCAUCCUUAUUUACUGCUACUCCCUCUUUUCUAAUGAAUCAAACUAAAGUUUACCGCCUUUUAAAGAAAUAUGGGUCUUAUUCUCCUUCCUUUUUUUUUGAAUUUGCGAUAGAGUCAAGCAGAAGUUCUCGAAGAUCACAGAAAAUAGCACUUGAAAAUAUGCCAAGAGAGAGCAAGCAUGAUUAUGUGUUGGAAAAUCAUUGCCAAGAAAAAGUUGAUAUCUCUUACUUUCUCUCUCCAAUCAUCAAGAUAAAUCAUAUGUGAGAAUCCCAUCUGGCACUAAACUCCUUCAAAAUCAACGAGAAGCAGUUCUGUCGUCUCAUCGCUUCAAAUAGAGCUCGCAAAAUUUCUGAAUUUGCUGAAUGUGAGCUUGGAAUAACCAAAAACACCAACCUAUCCCUCUUCCUCAAAGGAUCAAAACUCCAAAACAUAAAGCUAACCAACACAAAAAUAACCACAUUGACCGACCCCUCCAAUUACUCAGAAACCCUCGAAACUUUCAUCAGAGCAUUCUCUACAUCAGAAGAUUUUGUGAGAAGUGUUUUUAUUUUGAAAUUUUUGGAGUAUAAGAUGAGGAGAGAGGAAGAAGGGCAUAUUAAGGACAAGAUGAGUAAGGUUUUAGAACAACUCGAAUUGAGAAAAUGGACAAUUGUUUGUUCAGGGACAUAUUAGGCUUUAUGACUUGACUCAAUUGUGGAAA
Moneuplotes crassus is the source of this 1480-nucleotide messenger RNA. The record is from the annotation of a GenBank genome assembly. Lineage: Eukaryota; Ciliophora; Spirotrichea; Euplotida; Euplotidae.